Molecule: messenger RNA, 4196 nt
Organism: Anoplopoma fimbria (sablefish)
Lineage: Eukaryota; Metazoa; Chordata; Actinopteri; Perciformes; Anoplopomatidae
Product: histone-lysine N-methyltransferase SETDB1-B-like
Biological process (GO): heterochromatin organization; negative regulation of gene expression
Cellular component (GO): nucleus
Molecular function (GO): zinc ion binding; protein binding; DNA binding
Source: RefSeq, a predicted model, not a curated record
UUCGGUUACCCUGGGAUACAAUGCAUGCGCUCCUAACCGUAGCUAGCUAGCUGAGCUUACACUUGCAAGCAGGCAGGAUGGACAUCAGCGAUGGAAUGGAGUUGGAAGGCUGGGAUUCAAAUAUGGAGGAGGAGCUGGGCAUUUCUCUGGAUGAGCUGAAGAAGUGGAUUGACGAAGCUGUGGAGAAGAGUGAGAUUGUGCAGAAGAAAAAGGCUCAGCUGACAGAGCUCAAGGAAUGGGUGGAGCAGAAAGAAGAAGAGGAGGCGAAGACCAACAUUCUUCUCAACGAUGCCAACAAGUCCAUAUUAGAGUGUGAGAAGCUUGUGAAGGAAACUUACAAUAAGAACGGCCUCUUAUACAUAGAGAGCAGCUCAGAUGAUGAGGGGGGCGGAGGCAGCGUGCUGUCCUCUGAGGUCAUCGAAAUAGACGAUGAUGAUGACGAUGAUGUCAUUGCUGUUGGCUGUCUGGUUCCUCCAAAGAAGCCCGUCACUCCUGGCAAAGAUCCAGCGUUAAAUGAGGCCUCCACCGUGCUGCAGAAAACAUCCCAGCAGGUGCAGAAGUUGGUCCAAAUGGUCACCAAGCCCUCACCAGGUGCUCCAUUACUGCGAUCUCCGUCACAGCCUCCAUCACUGUCAGGUAUUCAUGCGUCAGUGCCAGCAGUAUUUGUAUCCCAGGUCCAGUCUCAGUCCAUGACCCAGCCGAACCCAAAUGCGACAGAAGAUGAGCUUAGAGUCGGGAUGAUGAUUUUGGGAAAGAAACGCACCAAGACCUGGCACAAAGGCGCCCUUGUUGCUAUCAGCCCUGUUGGGAAUGGUGUAUUCAAGUAUAAAGUGAAGUUUGAUAAAGGAAAGAGUCUGCUGUCUGGAAAUCAUGUGGCCUUUGAGUACAACCCCACCCUGGAGAUCCUGUAUGUCGGUGCUCGUGUAGUCGCCAAGUACAAGGACGGCAACCUGGUGUGGCUCUAUGCUGGAAUAGUAGCAGAGAUGCCCAACAACAAGAACCGUAUGAGGUUUUUGAUCUUCUUUGAUGAUGGCUAUGCUUCAUAUGUGACACUACCUGACCUCCACCCAGUUUGCCGACCAUUAAAGCGUACCUGGGAGGACAUAGAAGAUGCAUCUUGUCGAGACUUCAUUGAGGAGUACAUCACUGCAUAUCCCAGCAGGCCUAUGGUGCUCCUAAAGGUUGGGCAGAUCAUCAAGACAGAGUGGGAGGGAACCUGGUGGAAGAGCAAAGUGGAAGAGGUGGAUGGAAGCUUGGUCAAGAUCCUCUUUUUGGAUGACAAGAGGAGUGAGUGGAUUUAUAGAGGCUCCACCAGGUUGGAGCCAAUGUUCAACCUGAAGAUGACCACCGCCAACACCCAGGAGAAGAAGCUGGCUGGUCAACAGAGGACACGACCUAACAUGGGUGCGUUGAGGAGUAAAGGUCCAGUCGUUCAAUACACCAGUGACGGACAUGUUGGAGCCUCUCCCGUCAAAACGCCGCAAGGCUCACCCAGCCAGCCUUCACAGUCACCACAGCAACAGCGUCCUCAGCCCCCACAACCUCAACAACCCCAACAACCCCAACAACCCCAACAAAUCCAACAAAUCCAACAAAUCCAACAAAUCCAACAAAUUCAACAAAUCCAACAAAUCCAACAACCCCAACAGCCCCAACAACCCCAACAACCCCAACAACCCCAACAACUCCAACAACUCCAACAACUCCAACAACUCCAACAACCCCAACAAAUUCAACAAAUCCAACAGACGAUCCAGCCUCCACAGCCUCCACGUAUUGACAAUAAACAUCAGAUGGCAAAGAAGAGUACCUCACCAUUUGUCCCAGGGGUGGGAGGCACUCACGCCUCCAAAAUCAUGAUGCAGUGUCUUUCUUCCAGUCCCAGCGACCUCGCUAGUGCAAGAAUUUUGAGUGUCCAAAGUAUUGCUCCACCCGCUUUCACACAGUCGUAUCAGAGACUGCCCACUCUGGCUGCUGCACCCCCUCCUAUGACCCACACGAUGGCCAUCGUCCCACAUCAGCCCUCGUACCGGGCCCCGACUGACCGCAUCUUCUACCUUGUGCACACUUGUCAGCCCGCAUGUCUGAAUCGUGUCCGACCUGCAAAGUCCGACCUGCACCAAGGAAAGAACCCCCUCCUCACACCUUUACUGUACGAUUUCAGACGCAUGACGGGACGCCGAAAAGUCAACCGCAAGAUGUCCUUCCACGUGAUCUACAAGGCUCCCUGUGGGCUUUGCCUGCGCAACAUGGCAGAGAUCCAGCACUACCUCUUCCAGACGCGCUGUGACUUUAUAUUCUUAGAGAUGUUCUGUCUAGACCCCUAUGUGCUUGUGGACCGGCCGUUCCAGCCACAGAGGCCGUUCUAUUACAUUCAUGACAUCACCAUUGGAAAAGAGGACAUCCCACUGUCCUGCGUCAACGAGAUUGAUUCCACCCCGCCUCCUGAAGUAGCUUACAGUAAAGAGCGUAUUCCUGAAGAUGGAGUAUACAUCAACACUAGUCCAGACUUCCUGGUUGGAUGUGAAUGCACCGACGGCUGUCGCGACAAGUCCAAAUGCUCUUGCCACCAGCUGACCCUUCAGGCUACAGGUUGUACACCAGGGGCUCAGAUCAACCCAAAUGCUGGAUAUUUGCACAAACGAUUAGAGGAGUGCCUCCCAACAGGGAUCUACGAGUGUAACAAGCGGUGCAAAUGUUGUGCUCAGAUGUGCACCAACCGCUUGGUGCAACACGGCCUGCAGGUGCGCCUCCAGCUCUUCAAGACCCAGAACAAAGGCUGGGGCAUCCGCUGUCUGGAUGACGUGGCCAAGGGCUCUUUUGUCUGCAUUUAUGCUGGUAAAAUCUUGACGGACGACUUUGCCGACAGGGAAGGUCUAGAGAUGGGUGAUGAGUAUUUCGCCAAUCUGGACCACAUAGAAAGUGUGGAGAACUUCAAAGAGGGCUAUGAGAGCGAGGCUCACUGUUCGGACAGCGAGGGGAGCGGCGUGGACGUGUCGAGGAUAAAAAUCCAACCAUCUGCUUUAGUAUCGGCAAGCCCUAUUGGGAGACUGCCCAAAAAGGGUGAGUCCAAGUCAAAAGCCCAAAGCCCAAGCUCAUCAGGGGACAGCAACGAUGACGAUGACAAGGAUUCAAAGAGCGAAGAGGAAAGUGACAGUUCUGACAACACGUUUGUGAAGGAGAACUACUUCAGCUCCAGCUCUGUGUGGAGGAGUUACACCACCCGUGGUCAGGUCAAAGGUAACAAGGAAGGGAGUCAAGACAGUAAAGAUGGAUUGAGCGCGUCAGCCAGAGGAACUGAUGACGAUAAGCCACCGUCCAUGCCAGAAGAGACGGGGAAAAGCAAAGUGGCUUCCUGGCUCACCAGCCAGGGGCUAAAGAAGGAAUCUGGAGACAGCAAGAGUCAAGUGAAGUCAGAAACAGGGAAGAAGCAGGAUGUGAUGACUCUCUCUGACAGUGAUGAUGUUCAGACCAUCAGCUCUGGAUCUGACGACAACAAGGAGAGAGAGAAAGUCACCCCGGGUGUGACUAAAAAGCAGGUGGCAGUGAAAUCAACGCGUGGCAUCGCCCUAAAAGGCGGCCACGGGAUGAUGGUGAAAACAGGUGCACCUGGAGGCGGGGGAGGGUCGGGAGGUCAUGGAGGAAAAACGGGACAGCAAGGUCAGACUGGAGGAGGUGGGGAGAACGCUCCCAAAAACACCCGCCUGUUCUUUGACGGUGAAGAGUCCUGCUACAUCAUCGAUGCCAAGUUGGAAGGAAACCUGGGGCGUUACCUCAAUCACAGCUGUAGUCCUAACCUUUUCGUCCAGAAUGUGUUUGUGGAACAUGACUUGAGGUUUCCCUGGGUGGCAUUCUUUGCCAGCAAGCGGAUCCGGGCCGGCACAGAGCUGACCUGGGACUACAACUACGAGGUGGGCAGUGUGGAGGGGAAGGUGCUGCUCUGCUGCUGUGGAUCCACCGAGUGCAGAGGAAGACUGCUGUGAUCUGCAGCCAUCAUUGACUCCAUCUAUAGGAGCCUUAGAGGAUCCCUUUUACCACCGUAACUUUGCUCCCUUUUCUUUUUUUUUUUUUUUUUUUUUAAGUUGACCAUUGUCUUUUAUUACAUCUGUUUUGUUGCCUUUAUUUUAUAUGAACUUGUUUCCUGUUUUGUCUCAUUUUAUCUAUGACGUUUUUCCUUUACAUCUGAAUAAAAUGCA